AUGCGAGAUGGAGAUGAUCCCGCAGAGCCCGUAGAGCCCGCAGAGCCCAUUGAUGUGGACCAGGAGAUGCCGGACGUCCAGCCCUCCGCCCCGCCCCUUGCAGCGGCCGCUCCGGAGCCUGGACCGGCGACUGAGGACGCUGAGGAGCUGUCGAGCGAGGAGAAGAUCAACCUGAUCCUGGCGGCCUUUGACAAGAACGGAGAUGGACGCCUGAAUUUCGAAGAAACCAUUGAUCUGCUGAUGUGGGCAUAUGCGGAGUUGAUCCCCUUUGAAGUCUUCAAGAUGACUUGCGACGAACUGCGCGUGGAUCCGCAACAGGGCUUUGGAGCGGGCGAACUCACCAGGCUCUAUGAUUGUUUCGGCACUUUGGAGCGUGACUUCCAGGCCGCUCUGCACAAGUUGAGCCAUGAGCCGCCACCUGCGGCCGCGGCUGCGGCCGCUGCGCCACCUCCGACCUCGGAAGGCGUUUCCAGUCGCAUCUCUCCCUGGGUGGCGCUGCCGCUGCUGCCCAUCUGCCCCGUGGCCGCAGGCGCCGUCGCGCUGGCGGCUACGCUGCGGAACCGCGCGUGUCAAUGA
Messenger RNA from Cladocopium goreaui, 576 nucleotides. Lineage: Eukaryota; Dinophyceae; Suessiales; Symbiodiniaceae. The record is from the annotation of a GenBank genome assembly.